AUGAUGACAAACCUGCAAAAAAGAAAAAGAAAUCAACUGAAAAUAAUCUUGUUAAACAAGAGGUUGUUUAAUUUGACUCCACCUCUCACACCUUUAAAUAUCGACGCCCUAAAUUUUGGGUCAACGAUAUUUAGGUUGUCGAUAUUGGGGUCAUCUUCAUCUGCAAGCCCUACAAAAAAGAAAAAGAAGGCUGAAGAAGAGGUGGAAGUUUGGAAGUGGUGGGAAGAACAAUCACCUGAACAAUCAGAUGGAACAAUUAAAUGGAGAACUUUAGAGCAUAAAGGGCCAAUGUUUGCACCAGAAUAUGUUCCUUUACCUAAAAACAUUAAAUUCAAAUAUAAUGGAAAGCCAAUGGAUCUAUCCCCGUCUGCUGAAGAAGUUGCCACUUUUUAUGCUAAGAUGCUUGAUCAUGACUAUACUUCAAAGCCUAUUUUUAAUCAAAACUUUUUUAAGGAUUGGAGAAAGGUUUUUUCAUUUAAAAAAUUUUCUAAAAAUUGA
Meloidogyne enterolobii is the source of this 498-nucleotide messenger RNA. NCBI's taxonomy places the organism in Eukaryota, Metazoa, Nematoda, Chromadorea, Rhabditida, Meloidogynidae. The record is from the annotation of a GenBank genome assembly.